AUGAAGAAGUACGUCAAGCCCCAAGGCGGCUUGCGCAUCGAGAACGAAGGAGAUGUGGUCACCUUCUUGGGCUACGGGAAUGUGCACUGGUCGCGCAGUUCACGUAUUGUCCACGGAAUCGGUUGGACACUUCCGCUCAGCUGGCUCCGCUCGACUUUCCUGGCGAAGAAGAACCAUCUCGUCUACGACAUCGGGAACACCACAUUUCGGAUGGAGACAGCGCUCGGCGGUUAUCGUACCGUUGAUGCUCAUCUCGGGCAGCUCUGGCACUACUACAACAAGACAGGCAUCUUGGCGACCGGAGACACACUUCUUGUAGAUCAGUGGUUUUGA
Messenger RNA from Symbiodinium necroappetens, 333 nucleotides. Lineage: Eukaryota; Dinophyceae; Suessiales; Symbiodiniaceae. The record is from the annotation of a GenBank genome assembly.